Messenger RNA from Triticum aestivum (bread wheat), 669 nucleotides. RefSeq lists its product as uncharacterized. NCBI's taxonomy places the organism in Eukaryota, Viridiplantae, Streptophyta, Magnoliopsida, Poales, Poaceae. The record is from RefSeq and is a predicted model, not a curated record. The transcript is spliced from 2 exons. Bases 38 to 400 code for a protein of 120 amino acids.
UAAGCUCUCGAUAGGCCGCCCCUGAUCGACUCUGGACAUGGCGGGGCGCGGCGACGACGUGGCCGUGAUGACCGUGGCGGAGUAUGAGGCAAGGAGGAGGAGGCGGGCGGAGCAGGUCACGCUGCCGACCGGCAUGCUGCUUGUGCAGGUGCUGACGGUGGUGACCAUGCUGCUUACCAAGGUGGCUCUCAACGACAUGCACCCCCUCAUCCUGCUCGCCUACCGCAACCUCGUCGCAGCCGCCUUCUUCUUCCUCCUCGCCAUCGUCUUCGAGAGGCAUAAUGGAGCGCCGGACGGGUCAUACGUAGAGUUACUUAGAUGCAUGCAUGCUAGCUACCAGGUCGUGUGGCCGGCUGUUGAGGAACUGAUGCGCGCAUGGAUAUGGACGUCGUGCAUGUAGCUAGCUUAGAGGGUGUUUGUUUUCAGGGACUUAUUGCUUUAGGGACUUAAAAAAGUCCCUAGAAAUUUAUAGGGACUUAAUGUGAUAAUUUGGGAUUUAUAAAAUAAGACUCUCAAGGAGGGACUUAUAGAGACUUAUAGUUGUAAUAUGGUCUUUUAAUCCAUAUUAAGUCCCAGAAGCUAGAUAAGUAGGGACUUUUUAGAGACUUAAAACUUAUAAGUUGGGAUUAAAAAAAGUCUUAGGACUUAUUAACCAAACAGGGCCUUAGU